AAAAAUUCUCGUAACAACAAACUAAUUUUGCUUCAUUUGUACCAAAGUUAUCUUCAUUAUGUUUGCCCUGCCAGACAGACCAAGUCACAACUUCUGAUUCAUCCCUAGGAAACAGCAACAUUUGAAACAAAUUUCUUGCGGACAAAAUAAAAAGUUUUCUUCGAUAUAGAAGAAAGUUAAAUUUUGCAAGGGAGAAAUCAGAAAGACAGAGAUGGGAUCAAGUAACUUUUACAAUGAACUUUUACCAGUUGUAGCUAUGGUUGCAACACUGGUUGCAGGUGUAGGAUUAAACACUCUGUUCAAAGCUGCUUCUUUGAAAGGGUUGAGCUAUUAUGUAUUCAUCUUGUAUUCAAACAUCUUCAACACUCUUGUCCUUCUCCCUGUUCCAAUUUUCCUUUGGAGCAGAACGACGGUUGCCUUGUUCAAAUUUCCUCUUCUGUCAAGACUUUGUGCACUUGGGAUUAUUGGGCUUUUUUCUCAGCUUAUUGGUUACAAAGGAAUAAAGUAUAGUUCUCCAACUAUGGCUUCUGCGAUGAGCAAUCUCACUCCUGCAUGGACCUUCUUAUUUGCAGUCCUUUUCAGAAUGGAAAAGGUGGAUUUAAGGAGCAAAAGCACUCAGAGUAAAAUCACUGGAACCUUAGUAUCAAUAUUAGGUGCAUUAAUGAUGGUAUUCUACAAAGGCCCAACAAUUCUAUCAACUUCAUCCACAACACCGUCAUCUAAUGAGUCUCUGGGUUCAUCACUAUCAAAUUGGGUCAUUGGUGGUUUUUUACUUGCUCUUCAACAUAUUCUUUAUGCUUUCUUGUUUAUUAUUCAGACUCAAAUGAUGCAAAUAUGCCCAUCAGAGCUACUCAUAGCAUUCUUCAGCUGCUUGUUCACAACUGUAGUAUCUGCGCCAGUUUGUUUUAUAGCAGAACCAUAUUUGAAAGCUUGGAGGAUAAGGCCUGACAUAACAUUCAUCGUGCUUACAUACUCGGGAAUUCUUGGGGGAGCAUCACUUGGAAUUAUUCACUUAUGGUGUCUGCGCAUGAAGGGUCCUGUCUAUGUUGCAUCAUUUACGCCACUAACAAUUGCCAUUGCUGCUGCUAUGAGCUUCAGUUUUCUAGGAGAUGCUCUUCAUCUUGGAAGUGUGAUUGGAGCAGUAGUGAUAUCAAUUGGAGUGUAUGCUGUGAUAUGGGGAAAAGCAAAAGAAGAAAAAAUGAGAGAGGAAUCCUCUUCUGCUGGUACCAAACCUCUAUUGCAAGACCAUAAAGCUGAAGAUCCUUAAGUAAUUGAAGCUCAAUGAAGGUUUAAUAUUAGUUUUUUAGUGUAUGAGGCAACUAUUAAAUCUUCACAGUUCAUCCUUUUCUAAGUCUUCUUAUU
Molecule: messenger RNA, 1362 nt
Organism: Jatropha curcas
Lineage: Eukaryota; Viridiplantae; Streptophyta; Magnoliopsida; Malpighiales; Euphorbiaceae
Product: WAT1-related protein At5g40240
Cellular component (GO): membrane
Molecular function (GO): transmembrane transporter activity
Source: RefSeq, a predicted model, not a curated record